AUGGCCUCCCCAAAGCCGGCUCCCAGCAGCGAGUUAUCGAAGAAUCUGAACCCUUCGCACAUUCUCACCGAGCCUAGCAAGACACCUCUUAGAGAUGAAGGCCAGAAGGAAGCCAAUCAAAUUGUGGCUGAGGCGCCGACAGCGUACAAGAAGGAUCUACGCUUCUGGGCUAUCUUGUUCGCACUAUGCAUCACUUCUCUGCUCGCUUCCCUGGAGACCACGGUAGUCGUGACGUCGUUGCCGACCAUCGUUGAGCGCUUGGAGUUUGGGAGCAGCUAUGUCUGGGUUGGCAACAUCUUCUUUCUCACUAGAUACCUCACGCUAUUCAUUGUAGCAAUCUACACUUUCGGUAGCGGAAUCUGCGGCGGCGCUAAUAGCCCAACGAUGCUCAUCGCUGGGCGCGCUGUGCAAGGGAUGGGAAGCGGUGGCAUUAACAUGAUCAUAGACAUCAUCAUCUCCGACCUCGUCCCACUCAGGGAUAGAGGUAACUAUAUCGCCAUCGUCCUAACGAUCUACGGGGUCGGCAUGGCAAUCGGACCAUUCGUGGGAGGCAUCAUCGUGCAAACCACUUCAUGGCGAUGGGUGUUCUACAUCAAUCUCCCAGUUGGCGGCCUCUCACUCGUUCUUCUCUACCUUUUUCUCCACGUCAAAUGGAAUUGGACCGCCACCUUCAAGGAAAAACUCCACAGGAUCGACUAUAUCGGUAACUCGAUGCUCAUCGCAUCUACAGUCUCCGUCCUCAUAGCCCUCACCUGGGCCGGCGCAAUCCACCCUUGGUCCUCCUACCGCGUCAUAGUCCCUCUCAUCCUCGGAAUUAUAGGUCUCGCUGCCUUCUGCAUCUUUGAGGGAUCAGGCCUUGUCCCCGAACCGGUGAUGCCCCUGCGCCUCUUCGCGAAUCGAACCUCCGCCAUUGUCUACGCAACCACCUUCCUCAAUUCUGCGAUUCUGUACUGGGCAUUUUUCUUCCUUCCCCUCUACUUCCAGGCCAUCAAGCUUUCGACCCCAGCUCGCUCGGGGGUUCAAUUACUCCCCGUGACCUUGAUCUCCAUCCCGGGCGCCGCCAUCUCCGCCGUCGUCCUCGCACGAUGGGGACGCUAUAAAGCCCUCCACAUCGCAGGCUUCGCCCUCAUGACCCUGGGUCUCGGCAUCUGGACCGUUCUGAACAGGAACAGUAGUACGGCAGCCUGGGUACUCGUACAAGUCGUUCCCGCCGUGGGUUCAGGCAUGCUCCUCAACACUCUGCUCCCAGCCUUUCAGGCAGGCCUUGCGGAAGCAGAUCAAGCUGCCGCGACGGCAAGCUGGUCUUUUAUUCGCAGUUUCGGGAGUAUCUGGGGCGUAGCUAUUCCCGCGGCCAUCUUCAACACGUAUACAUCGUCGUAUGCCGCGCAGAAGAUUGAUGACGAUACGGCUCGGGGUGUCUUACAGCACGGGGAUGCGUAUGCCAGCGCCACGAAAGCCUUCGUUGAGUCUUUUGAUGAGCCGACGAGAAGCCAGAUCAUUGAUGUAUUCACCGAGGCUAUGAGAAAGGUAUUCUUCGUAGCGAUUGCAUUUGGAGGCCUGGCUUUCUUGCUGAGCUUCUUGGAAAGGGAGGUCGAACUGAGAAAGGAGCUGGAGACUGAGUUUGGGCUCGAGGAAAAGAAGAAGGCCGACGGAGAUAAAGAUGCCGUCUGA
Colletotrichum fioriniae is the source of this 1671-nucleotide messenger RNA. RefSeq lists its product as uncharacterized. NCBI's taxonomy places the organism in Eukaryota, Fungi, Ascomycota, Sordariomycetes, Glomerellales, Glomerellaceae. Gene Ontology annotation, biological process: transmembrane transport. Gene Ontology annotation, molecular function: transmembrane transporter activity. The record is from RefSeq and is a predicted model, not a curated record. Gene Ontology annotation, cellular component: plasma membrane.